AAAGAAAAUGAAUUAGGUGAUGAUGAACCAAAUUUCACAAAUGAGCCACUUGUAAACCAAGAAAAGAGAAAGAAAAUUAUUGAAAUUAUUGAUAAAAAGUUUAAGAAAGCAAGAAACAAUGGCAUCUUUUGGAUUCGAAUCUUGGUUGCAUAUCCAGCAAAAAUUCAACAAAAAAGCUACUGGAGAAAAGAAUUGAAUAUCUUGGAUGCUUUAAAGAAACGUAAAGCUGAAUAUAUCACAUUUAAAGAGAAAAUG
Entrophospora candida is the source of this 255-nucleotide messenger RNA. NCBI's taxonomy places the organism in Eukaryota, Fungi, Glomeromycota, Glomeromycetes, Entrophosporales, Entrophosporaceae. The record is from the annotation of a GenBank genome assembly.